Dreissena polymorpha is the source of this 2760-nucleotide messenger RNA. Its product is annotated as neuroglian-like. The coding region runs from base 1 to 2760 and encodes 919 amino acids. The transcript is spliced from 18 exons. The record is from RefSeq and is a predicted model, not a curated record. NCBI's taxonomy places the organism in Eukaryota, Metazoa, Mollusca, Bivalvia, Myida, Dreissenidae. Gene Ontology annotation, molecular function: protein binding. Gene Ontology annotation, biological process: cell-cell adhesion.
AUGGCUGAGGGUGCUUCAUUGUCCAUCUUCCAGACAGCUGACUUAUCAGCUAGGGCAACUUUCAACAAAAUAGCAGAGGCCAACCUUAAAGAAGAAAAGAAGAACAUCCAUCUGUGGAUAAGAAGCAGAUGUCGUUUUGAUGGGGCUGCGGGCAGUAAUAAUCCUGCUGUGUGUGGGGCUUGCUGUGGCAGCUAUCGCUGGAAAAGAAACGGGAUCGACCUUAACCUUAGCGGUAAUGAUGCUAGAGUUGUCCAGUUAGGAACGUUAGGAACGUUAGUUUUUAACAAACCAGAGCCCAACGAUGAGGGUAUAUUCCAGUGCUUUGCAGAUAAUGGCUAUGGUAUUGCUGCCUCUGUGCGUGUUAACUUUCGCGAGGCGAAACUGGCACGGUUUCAUAUUCAGGAGAGAAAGGUGAUUACAGUGGCGGCGGGUGAUUCAAUGACUCUGCAGUGCAAGCCCCCUCAGAGCUUACCACCCGCGGACAUAUACUGGGUGAUCAAAGGAAGUGACAACCGUAGGCAGGCCGUCACACUUGAUAAGAGAGUCGACAUUGACUUUGAAGCUACUGAAAAGAAGCAUGCCGCGGCUGAGCUAUGGACUUCUCCAAGCGACCAGGUCUUUAAAAAGGGAACCACUGUCCGGCUGCGUUGUAUUUUCUCCGGAAACCCAACACCAGAAGUGUACUGGAGUAAGAUCAAUGGCAGUUUCCCGGAUAGAAUGGCUAUCGCAGACUGGGGCAAGGAAUUACGCAUCUCUGAUGUUCAGAUGGAAGAUGCAGGGCAGUACCAGUGCAUGGGCCUCAACGUUUUGUCUUUGUCCAACCUUACCAAGGUUUUUGAUGUGAAUAUUGAAUCGGCACCCGAAUGGGAGAAGGAACCAGAGGACCAAGACAAAUCGGAAGGAGAGAUUGCAACUUUUAUUUGCAAAGCUAAAGGGGUGCCAGACCCUGUGUAUGAUUGGUUCAUCAACGGUGUCCCACUAUCAUAUUCCCCUAGUACUGAGAAUGUUUGGGAUCAUCCCAGAAUCUACAACAAUCCAAGGUUUCACAAAAUUGGCCACAACAACAUCGCAUUGAUAAACCUCACUCUUGCAGAUCACAUGAGCAUCCAAUGUAAUGCCAGCAACAAGCAUGGCUACGUCUUCUCUAAUGUCUACCUCAAUGUCAUAAACCAGGCACCUGAGAUUGAGCAGGAGCCGCCGGAUAGCAUAAAGGUUGCCGAGAGUCAGUCGGUGAUCAUCCCAUGCAUAGUCCGAGGCAAACCGGAUCCUCUGAUAGAAUGGUACCGCUACACGACGCUCAUCACUGGGGGCAGGUUCAAGAUCCUGCCAUCUGGAAGCUUAAAGAUUUCGAAUGUGACAGUGGCAGAUGCAGGUAAAUACCACUGCAAGGCCUCAAACAAGUUUGGCGUUGUGAAAUCAGCAAAAGUGUGUUCAGUGCAAGUUAAAAGAAAAACUCGCAUCGAGCAGUUUCCGGAAGACCUGGUUGUUAAAGCGGGAUUUGACGCAAAAUUCACUUGCUCAGGGUCCACAGAUUUCAACGAGGCGCGGAAUAUGGUCGUAACCUGGGAGAAGGACGAUAAACCUGUCGCUUCCACUGAAAACAGGAUGAAACAGAACUUCUGGGAUAAUUCGCUUACCAUUUCUGGCACCAUCGUUAGAGAUUCUGGGGUCUACACGUGCGUAAUCAGCAACGGUCUGGACACCGACAGAGCACACGCAUUCCUUACUGUGAAAGCUCGACCAAACCCACCAACCAGCGUGGAGAUCUAUCGCUGCCCAAACUGGGAUAACAAAGCUGAGCUUAGGUGGACCAAGGGCAUUGCAAACAAUGAACCUGUCACGUACUUCAUCAUUCAGUACAGCACGACCUUUAACCCCGACCGGUGGGUAUCAGCGGUAGCCGUGGACUACACGGAGAAUACUGCCACCAUUGACCUCUCUCCGUGGGUGAAUUACUCUUUCCGUGUCAUUGCACAUAACCAGAUCGGUUUGAGCGCUCCUAGUAAACAGACAUUGACCAUAUGUCGAACGAAUCCGACCGUUCCGUUCAAGAAUCCCGCCAACGUGAAAUCUAUUAGGAAUAGAAGGAAUAAGUUAAAGAUUGAGUGGAGUCCAAUGAAUCAAAUGGAGCACAACGGGGCUGGCUUCAAAUACUUGGUUUCAUAUCAGCGGCAGGGCGACCCUAUGAAGACCAUACUUCUAAAUGACUGGCGCAACAAUAGCGUCGAGGUCGACGCAACCGAACCAUAUUACCCAUACCAGGUGAAAAUACAGGCGAAAAAUAUCAUGGGCAACUCGUCGGCCAAAGUUGAUAACUUUACGCUUUAUUCCUAUGAAGAUGUGCCGUUAGGCAGGGUUUCGGGACUCGUUGUGUCAAACAUCAGCUCCACGAGCGCCACCAUCACAUUCUCCUGGGAUGAUCUUUGGCUUGAGAAAAAAGGCCAGACCGCUAGCGUUCGCGGGGAAUUCAAGGGCUUCAGGAUCCAGUAUUGGGUGGACGGUCAGCAAAAGAGAACCUUCCGGGAAGACGAUCUACCUGUGUCCCUGCUCUACCCCGUAGACUGGAAACCAGAUGGACAGACAACUCUUGUCAAAACAAACUACAAGAUGAAAAAUCUGCCCCCGUUCUCGACGGUCAAACUGCGCAUUUGCAUCGUGAAUACUGUCCUUCAUCGUUCCCGGACCUGUCCGUACAUGGAGAUUCAUAGGCUAGCAGCAGUGAUUCCUAUCACCCCUGAAGUGCUGCCCCCUGGAGAUUGA